UGCACACCCAACUCAGAUUGAAGAUGAUGAUGAUGAUAAUGCUGAUGGGGAUUACAGCAAUGCUUUUUGAUUCUUUUGAGACAAAAAGCAUCAAGCAGACAAACUUAGUGAUUUCUGCCGUUGGUGAUAAUGUGAUUCUGCACUGCUUUCGAGGGCAAAAAGAAAACACAGAUUCCAUCAUUUGGUACAAGCAAAAAGUUGGUCAUCAGCCUUGUGUAAUGGUCUCAGUGCAAAGUAAUCCUGCAUUUGAAGAUGAGUUCAAGUCACCAAAGUUCAGCAUUGAGAAAGAAGAAAAAGGAUGUCAUUUAAAGAUUGCUGAUGUGGAACCAUCAGAUGAAGCCAUGUAUUAUUGUGGAUAUAUACAAUUUAUAACUAGGUUUACAAAUGGAACAUUUUUAUCAGUGAAAGGUAAACCAGAUUUCAGUGUUUCAGUGCGGCAGGAAAGUGUGUCAGACUCGGUUCCUGCAGGAGCAUCAGUGACUCUGCAGUGUUCGGUUCUCUCUGAGAGCAGAGCAGCAGAACUCCAAGUGCUCUGGUUCAGAGCUGCUCCAUCACAAUCCCAUCCUCAACUCAUUUACACUCAUCACAACAGCAGCCUUCAGUGUGAGAGCGAAUCUUCUACACACACCUGUGUGUACAACUUGACCAAGAACAUCUUCAGCCUCAAUGAUACUGGAACUUACUACUGCGCUGUGGUCCUGUGUGGGAAGAUCAUUUUCGGGAACGGGACACGAGUACAGCUGGAGAGACCUGUGGAUCCUGUAAUGAUCUGCCUCGCUGUAGCUUUGGGAGUGUGUGUGUUCAUGAUCUUUGCUCAAGCUGUAUGGUGUAAAUGGAAAAACUGUGGGCAACGCAGCGUGAAACUCAAACAAGCUUCUGUGACACACAAGAGCCUCAGUCAAGACUGUGAGAUUGUGGAGGUGAAUUACGCUGCCUUACAUUUCAAUGAGAGGAGAGUCAAAAGAGGACGAGUAAAGAAACAACAACCUCAAAAUGUUAUAUAUUCUGAUGUGCAACGUCUUUCUGUGAAUUAGAUCAAUGCUAUUAAUUCUAUUUAUUUUCUGCUGUACAUGUUUUCAUGAAUGUUUGUUCACACUGACUUUAAACUGAAAGUUAAAUGAUCUUAACUUCACUGGAACACUGGAUCUGUUGGGCAUCAACAC
Molecule: messenger RNA, 1163 nt
Organism: Silurus meridionalis
Lineage: Eukaryota; Metazoa; Chordata; Actinopteri; Siluriformes; Siluridae
Exons: 6
Coding region: 24-1034 (336 amino acids)
Biological process (GO): response to bacterium
Source: RefSeq, a predicted model, not a curated record